AUGACGGGUGUCAUGUUGACCUGUCGUAAAUCAUCAAUAGUUAUUCAACAACAACAACAGCAACAACAACAACAACUGCAACAACAACAACAAGUGCAGCAGCAGCAAAUAUCAAUAGGGACUGAGCGAGGUGCAAAUGAUUCAGUUGCUGUGCUCUCAGAAAUGCUAAACAUGGAUUCCUCCGCAAGCAAGCAACAUACCAGUGACAUUCUGCGCAGCAGUAUUUUUGAAGAUAUUCCCAAACUUGCAUGCUUAAUAUCAAUGAUGUCAGUAUGUUUGAACACUCCUCAUACUUUUUCUUUUUUUCCGCCGCUCUAUUACAUUGUGUUUCUUGCGGAUGCCAUUGUUACUAUCGUAUUUCUUAUCGAAGCUAUUGUCAAAAUUGUCACUAAUGGUCUUAUCACGUAUGAAGGGAGCUAUCUUCGAGAUCGCUGGUGUCAAUUUGACUUUUUUUUACUCACUUUGCACAUUACAUCAGUAUUGUUGAACGCUUACGAACUUAUCUGUCUCUGGUUUCCACACUUGAAAUGGCAUUAUCAUCCAUGGUAUGGUGUUAUAAGGGCUCCAAGGCCAUUUAUUAUGAUACGCUUCGUACGGUCCAUCGUACGUUUUAAGCUCCCGAAGAAUCGCAUCCAACAGAUCAUCAAACGUUCUUCACAGCAGAUUCAGAAUGUAACAAUAUUCUUCAUGUUCUUCAUGACAUUCUACGCAAUCAUGGGAGUACAGUUAUUCGGUCGAAUGGACUAUCAUUGUGUCCUUCCGGGUACCAAUAUUUCUAAUGUGACUAUCGCCGACUUGGCUAUACCAGAUACGAUGUGUUCGCAAAAGGGGGCUGGUGGUUACGAAUGCCCAACCAAUAUGGAAUGUUUGAAGUUGGAUAUGAGCGCUCAUGCUGAAGGUUUCUAUGGCAUGUUUAAUGACUUUGGUUCUAGCUUAUUCACCGUAUACAUGGCAGCAUCACAGGAAGGAUGGGUAUACGUUCUAUACGACUGUUUAGACACAUUUCCCUCCUAUAUCGCUUUUUUUUACUUCAUCACAUUGAUAUUUUUACUCGCUUGGCUUGUUAAGAAUGUGUUUAUCGCCGUAAUAACGGAGACAUUUGCGGAAAUACGGGUGCAGUUCAGUGAAAUGUGGCAGACACGUGAAAUCACUAUUGAGGAUAGUUUCGCUCAGAAACUGGAAAAAACAGAAGAUGGAUGGCGACUGAUGGCAGUGGAUGCAGAAAAGAUAAAUCCUGACAGUGCUCCCAAACCGUUGUAUUGGUUAGUUCGUUCAGCAGUGUUUCAAACUUGUAUGAUGGUGAUGGUGGUGUUGAACGCUGUCAUCAAUGCAUCUUUUGUUUAUAAACAUGACGCAAGUGAUGAACCACGCAAGCUUUUUUACUACUAUAUUGAGGUAGGCUUUACGAUAAUAUUCAACGUGGAAUGUCUUUUGAAAAUGGUCGCUUUGGGAUGGAAUGGAUAUAUACGACUGCACAAGUUUGAACUUAUUUUAUGCAUUGGAAGCACAUUAAAUAUCGUGAAGCCACUGUAUUCAAUGAAUCUUUUCACUUAUUUUCAAGUUUUUCGUAUCGUUCGACUUAUUCGCGCUUCUCCAAUGCUCGAGGAUUUCGUGUAUAAGAUAUUUGGACCAGGAAAAAAACUGGGUGGUCUGGUAGUAUUUACGAUGGUACUACUCGUUAUCACUUCUGCUGUUUCUCUUCAACUCUUCUGUUAUGUUCCAAAUUUGGAUAAAUUUCGAACAUUCCCACAAGCAUUCAUGUCAAUGUUUCAAAUAAUAACACAAGAAGGGUGGACAGAUGUAGUAGUGGAGAUUUUACGUACCACAAACGAAUCAAUGGUCCCAUUCGUUGCGAUAUAUUUCGUCGGAUAUCAUUUAUUUGUUACUUUGAUUGUUUUGUCGUUAUUCGUUGCUGUUAUACUCGAUAAUUUGGAAAUGGACGAAGAGUUGAAGAAAGUGAAACAACUCAAAGCAAGAGAAGAGACUACGUGCAUGCGUACAACACUUCCGUGGCGUUUGAAAAUUUUUGAAAAAUUUCCUACUCGACCACAAAUGGUAGAAUUACGAAAAGUAUCCGGUGAAUUUCCGCUGCCAAAAGUGCGACAGAGUUUCACAAAACAAUUUGCAGAGGACAAUACACUGACGUACAGUUUCCAUUCUGAAGAAUCGGAUCUUCAGCGGAAGCAACUGUUACGUAGUGUCGGGAGAUCUUUCUUCCGUAGCUCCGUUACUGUACGACAAAUCGGUCAGCUAUCAUCGAAAUGGACAAUUAGCAUUCUUAUCGAAGAAGCAAAUCGGAAUCGUGCCCUUUUUCUGGAUUCAAAUCAGUUCAUUGCUCAACUCGGCCAAGGUGGCACUCGAAUUUGGGGAGAUUCGAGAUAUCAUAACAGAAGCAUAAAUCGACCAGUAAAAUUGAAAGUUGUUUAUGAACAUCUGAAGGAAAAUGGUGAUGUGCGGUUGGCAGAUUCGGCACCAAAAAAUGAUUUAAAACACGGUGAAAUUGAUAUCAAAGCAUUGCAGCAAAAGCGACAGCAUGCAGAAUUAACUAGGAAUCGGAUUGAAGAGGAAAUUCGCGAGAAUCAUCCUUUUUUUGAUCGCCCGCUUUUUCUCGUUGAUCGGGAUUCACGUCUUAGGCAUAUCUGUCACGAAAUAGUUUAUGCCAAAUAUAUGCCUGACAAAAUUGACUCAAUUACUGGAAAACAAAUACAGCAACGCUACAAGCAACUACAUGAGCUGAUCGGCUUGUUGACAUAUCUUGAUUGGGCAAUGGUGUUUUUUACGGCGCUUUCCUGUUAUUCAAUGCUAUUCGAAAGUCCAUGGCCAACUACGGGCGAGAAUCUGAUCUUCAACAACCCUUAUCUACAGAUCUGUGAGUAUAUGUUCGUUAUAUCAAUGACUUUUGAACUUGCUGUCAAGGUACUUGCAAACGGGUUUAUUUUUACGCCAAAUGCUGUAGUACGAGAUGUCGGUGGUGUGAUGACUCUUUUCAUUUACAUUACGAGUGUAAUUUACUUGAUUUGGAUGCCGCGUUAUGUGGAAAUUAACUCACUGGCACAGAUGAUGAUGAUCUUCCGAGCCAUGCGACCAUUACGCAUUUACACUCUUGUUCCGCAUAUCAGGCGAGUUGUGGUAGAGCUAUGCAAAGGAUUUAAAGAGAUUCUCUUGGUUACUACUUUGCUUAUUUUGCUCAUGUUUAUAUUCGCCAGUUUCGGUGUACAGAUCGCUGGUGGCAAAUUAGCUGCAUGUAAUGAUCCAGCAAUCACUGAAAGAGAAAAAUGUUUCGGUAUAUUUGAACAAAAAGUCUUUGUUACACGAAUGGAAGUGUAUGGGAAGAAUGACAAUGAGCUGCACCCGAAAAUUUGGGUACCUCGAGUUUGGACAAAUCCACGAAAUUUUAAUUUUGACCAUAUCGGCAAUGCUAUGCUGGCACUGUUUGAGACUCUAUCGUACAAAGGAUGGAAUGUUAUCCGUGAUAUAUUGUGGAUGAGACAAGGACCUUGGGCAGUGGUCUUUAUUCAUAUAUAUGUAUUUACUGGGUGUAUGAUCGGACUUACACUCUUUGUUGGUGUCGUCAUUGCCAACUACACUGAAAAUAGAGGUACAGCAUUGCUUACAGUAGACCAGCGACGUUGGCAUGACCUGAAAGCACGUCUGAAAAUGGCACAGCCUUUACAUGUUCCACCGAAACCAGCGGAGUCAGCUAAACUCCGCAUUAGAUUGUAUGAAAUGACACUGAGCAGGUGGUUCAAACAGGUAUUCGCAGUGCUAGUAGUAAUCAAUUCGGUGACUUUAUUUAUUCCAUGGAAUGUUGAAGAAGAGAAGAAUAGCUACAAGGCUCUUGUCUUCAUGACAGGUGUAUCGGCUAUUGCCAAUAUCCUUUUCACUUUUGAGAUUCUGUUAAAGAUGAUUGCAUUCACAGUACGUGGUUUCUGGCAGUCCAGGCGGAAUCGGAUCGAUCUACUGAUAACAGUACUUGGGCUUUUUUGGAUCUUCACUCACUUUAUUAUGGCUUUACCUGCAAGCGCUGUUGGCGGACCUACAGAGCUGAAGGAAUUUACAUAUACUUUUGGAUACUUGGUGGUCAUUUUGAGAUUCUUCACCAUAGCCGGUCGAAAAACGACUUUGAAAAUGCUGAUGUUAACAGUAGUAAUGAGUAUGGUGCGAAGUAUGUUUAUUAUCACAGCGAUGUUUCUUUUGGUGUUAUUCUACGCUUAUACUGGUGUUAUACUGUUUGGUAUGGUUAAGUAUGGACAAGCUGUUUCCAAGCAUGUGAAUUUUCGAAAUGCUAAGGAAGCCUUGGUGGUAUUAUUCCGAAGUGUUACUGGUGAAGAUUGGAACGAUAUCAUGCAUGACUGCAUGCGCAGUCCACCACUUUGCUAUUGGAAGAAAGGUGUCAGUUACUGGCAAACUGAUUGUGGCAAUUACUUUGGUGCAAUCAUUUAUUUCUGUUCUUUCUAUCUUAUCAUUACUUAUAUUGUUCUAAAUCUUCUUGUUGCUGUGAUUAUCGAGAAUUUCUCACUGUUUUAUUCAAGCGAAGAAGAUGCUCUUCUAAGCUAUGCAGACAUCCGUAACUUCCAGCAAGUCUGGAACAUAGUAGAUCGUACAAUACCAGUUCGUCGGGUGAAAUUUCUAUUACGCUUAUUGAAAGGUCGACUGGAGGUUGACCCUAACAGAGAUCGACUGUUGUUUAAGUACAUGUGUCAUGAAAUGGUUCGAUUGCACAAUGGCGACGACAUCUCCUUUCAUGAUGUCUUAAAUAUGCUGUCGUAUCGCAGCGUCGAUAUACGAAAAUCUUUACAGCUUGAGGAACUGUUGCAUCGGGAGGAAUUAGAGUAUAUCAUUGAGGAGGAGGUAGCAAAGCAGACAAUACGUUCUUGGUUAGAAGGCUCUUUACGGCGAAUCAAAGCACAGCAGAAUAAGGAUAAUUCGCUGAUUGCACAUCUGCGACCUUUUCUAAAUGAGCAACACAGUAUGCACUCGAUGUUACAAUUAAAUCAAAUGAACGCAGCAAGUAAUCUUCAGCAAGAUCAGCCGCAACAACUUGGUGAAUUAUUGGAUAAUGAAGAGGAGGAGCUGAUUAAAUGUAAAUCGACCAAGAGGUCACGAAGAAGUAGCAUUCCGGAACUUGUUGGUGAAGCUGCAAAAAAGUUCAUUUUUACCGGAAGCUCCAGCGCGCGGGUGAGAGGAGUACAUAGUGCUCAAUCGGUGGAUCGGACAAGUUUUCGUGAAGAAAAGAGCGUGAAAUCUUUGUUGAGCACUGAAAAGAGUAUAGCGGUCACUAGGGAUGAGAAGAGGUCGAUCAAAGGUGUUCAAGUUAAUUUACCAGCUAGCGAACUACCUGAUGUUGAAGAGUGGAAUGAAGAGAACGUUAGCAGUGAUGUGGCCAACUUUGCCGACCGGAGAUAUUCCGCAGAAUCUGCCCUUCUCGCUGUUAAUGAAUUCAGUAAUGAUGCUAUCUCAUUUACCGGUAAACUCACCAACACCCCAUUCACAUGGGCAUCUUCCUCGGUUGUUGAGGAAAAUGCUCAUGUAAGAGAAUGGUGGUCGAAAUUCAAUGUUCUCAUCCUCAGCUAG
This is a messenger RNA of Brugia malayi, 5574 nucleotides long. RefSeq lists its product as uncharacterized. Bases 1 to 5574 code for a protein of 1857 amino acids. The transcript has 37 exons. NCBI's taxonomy places the organism in Eukaryota, Metazoa, Nematoda, Chromadorea, Rhabditida, Onchocercidae. Gene Ontology annotation, biological process: transmembrane transport; monoatomic ion transport. Gene Ontology annotation, molecular function: monoatomic cation channel activity. The record is from RefSeq and is a predicted model, not a curated record. Gene Ontology annotation, cellular component: membrane.